Molecule: messenger RNA, 909 nt
Organism: Amoebophrya sp. A120
Lineage: Eukaryota; Dinophyceae; Syndiniales; Amoebophryaceae
Source: the annotation of a GenBank genome assembly
CCGGAAGUAGACCCGCACUGGAUGAUAAUAAAUACCAACUGCAACUUCAGCGUAGCAUGCGCCUCGCAAGAGCGAUCUAAAAGCGCACCGCAAAUAGAUGUCUUCGCGGCACGCUGGCGCUUCGCAUGGUCUCGCCCGCGGCGCCAGUUGGUGCGUCUUAGUCGGCCGCGGCGCUGUUGUCGGGCCGGAUCCAGGGGCGGCGCUGUGGCUUCGCGCCCGCGCGAGCGCAAGGGCUUGCAGUUUUUUGCUGACCGGCGGUCUUCGGCAACAGUCAGAACUUGCUGCCGCCGCCGCAGGGGCCGGGGAAGAAUGCGGCCGGAAAUCUGUUUCCCGCUGGGACAGAGCGAAAAUGGCAGGACUUGCGGGCGAACAUGAAGCAGCCAGCCAGGUGGUCGACAAUCAAAGGAGGAGGCGGAGGGAACCGUGACCGGUUGAACGAGAAAUCCACUGCUCCUGCAGCAACUGGCGACGUGUUUCGGCACGAGCUGAUGGCGGUGGCGUCCGCGUUGACGAUACUGCGGGCCCCUUUCACUCCCCUGCACUGUGGGAAUACAAACUAACUAAGUACCAGCCGCGCGCGCGUGUCCCUGCGGACUUGUUGCGCCCUGCUGUGUAAGGAUACCACGGACCUCGUGCCGGGCCACCAGUGAGCAUGUAAGUUUACUCCGACUUCUCUCUGCGCCGCGAAGCCGCACUGCCUUGCUGCGUCUACGAUCCAUCCGGCGCCAGGCCCGGCCCGGCCGCCGACAUCCUCGUGAGAACAAAUGCCUUGGAAGGAAAGGAAAGAACUUCUUCGCCAGGCACAGCGGAUUGGUGCCUGCAUUGUGCGUAGCCAUCGACGCCGCCCUGUUCGUUUGGUAUUUGUUGGUAGGAGUAGAGAGCAAAAGUGAACUGCGCUUUGAACAUAGU